AUGGCCAGCACCCGGCUGCUGGUCCUCUGCCUUGCGGCUGCGCUUGUUUGCGUGGCAGCGGCAAAGGCCAAUGUGCGACUUACCGACAAGCUGGUAGAGCUCAUCAAGAAGAAACAACUUGAGGGUAUUGUUGAGGAGCUGCAGCGGGAUGGAAUGGAUGUCAACCAACCUGACUCCAAGGGACGGCUUCCCUUAGUUGAAGCCGUGCGGUCAAAGGAACUGAAGUACGUGGACGCCAUGCUGCAGUACGGCGCCUUGGCUAAGUCUAAAGAUCCGGCCAGUGGUGCCACGCCUAUCCAUGUUGCCUUCCAGCAAAACCUGCUUCAGAUCUCCAAGCUGCUGCUGCAAUAUGGUGCCGACCUGAACGUGGAGGACAAGUCCAGCAAGAAGGCCCGUGAUUAUGCUUCCAAUAAGGAGCUUCGCGACCUGGUUGCCGCAUACGACAACAAUGGUGCCAUGGCUUUCGAGGAUCCUCCGGGCACUUGGACCAGGCAGGACAAGGGAGCAAAGGAGGAGUACUGGUUCAACAGCAAGACGGGCGAAAGCCGGUGGAACGUGCCGCCCUCGUGCGCUUGGCAGCGCGUGGACGUGCAGGGCCACCCAAUUAAGUACAUCAAUGCGAUUACUGGCCAGGAAGUCAAGACUGUGCCCCCGUCGCUGGCUUGGGUCAAGGUGCGCUCGAACAACCAGGAGAUGUAUUACAAUUUCAUUGCCAACAUCUCCCAGGUUGAGGUGCCUCAGGAGGUGCCGGAGGACACCCUUGCCGAUAUUGACAAGAACGUGAAUGCACGCUGGCAUAACGAGAAGACUGGGGAGUUUUCUUGGACGGACCCAACCUAUAACUCUGUCUGGCGGGAGUUGGUCGACGAGGAGACUGGCAACCCAUACUGGUAUAACAUCGAGUCGGGCGAGAGUGUGUGGGAGAUGCCUGCCGAUAUGGAGUGGACCAAGGUGCCUGACGAGGAGACGGGGGUGGUUAACUUCGCCAGCGGCCCCCUUUCCCGGGGCAGUCCCUGCUCUCCCCUGCUAGAGGGGCACCCUAAUCCGUCACCCCAUCCGACUUCAGAAUGUAUUCGUUGGGUUCGGCAACUCACCACCAGCAUCCAACCAAAUCUAGCGGAUCAACGGCGCAUCAACUUAGUUCCUGGUCAGCUCGCAAGUUGAUAUUAUCACGUCCUACACCGUCCAUAAGAUGGGGGGCCACCUCCCAUUUCAUCACUCCUCAAACACCCGAGGAGCCGGCAGGCGGAUUUGAACCCGGGUCGACUGGGUCGACUGGGAGCAGAAGUCAGGCCUUAACCUCUGCCAGCCGCCUGCCUGUGUAUGUCUGUCCUUGCAGUCAAUUCUAUUUCCACAACCGCGCAACGAUGGAGAGCACCUGGGAUGCACCAAACCACCUCGCUUGGGUUCGACACGACUCCGACCUGUGAACAUGCUUUGGGGGCACUUUGCCGGAAUUCAAACCCCGUCCUUAAAGCGGACAUGGAAGAUGAUCUUUUUAUUAGGGCUUCGAGGUUAGAAUUUGGUUUGUAGUGAGGCCGUGAAAUGGCAUAGCUGCUUGAGACGUCGUGUCUUUGGAUACGUUAUCGGCUAUUAGUUGUUUGGUCAUCCAGCUCUACUAUAGAUAUCAGGACCACGCAGACUUCCAGCUAACGUGUUAGUACGUGCCUGGCUAGCGCCAACGAUUCAUGAAGGUUAGGACUG
Volvox carteri f. nagariensis is the source of this 1704-nucleotide messenger RNA. RefSeq lists its product as uncharacterized. Gene Ontology annotation, cellular component: nucleus; cytoplasm. The coding region runs from base 1 to 1164 and encodes 387 amino acids. The transcript has 9 exons. Lineage: Eukaryota; Viridiplantae; Chlorophyta; Chlorophyceae; Chlamydomonadales; Volvocaceae. The record is from RefSeq and is a predicted model, not a curated record. Gene Ontology annotation, molecular function: protein binding.